Oppia nitens is the source of this 1338-nucleotide messenger RNA. RefSeq names its product lysosomal acid phosphatase-like. The transcript has 3 exons. Lineage: Eukaryota; Metazoa; Arthropoda; Arachnida; Sarcoptiformes; Oppiidae. Gene Ontology annotation, molecular function: phosphatase activity. The record is from RefSeq and is a predicted model, not a curated record. Gene Ontology annotation, biological process: dephosphorylation. Bases 1 to 1338 code for a protein of 445 amino acids.
AUGAACUUUGAACAACCGAUAGAAAAUUAUACUAUAGACUGUGUGUCCGACACAUUAAAGUUGGUUCAAAUAGUUCAACGACAUGGAGACAGAACGCCCACCAAUUUCUACCCCAACGACCCCUAUAAGAACCCCUCCAUAUGGCCGGACGGUAUCGGCGAACUGACCCGAAACGGCAAACAACGUAUGUUUGAUUUUGGACGGGCUCUGAGAAACAGAUAUAACGGUUACUUGAAUGACAGUCAUUCGCCAAGAGAUGUAUACAUUGCUAGUUCCCCAUCGAGUAGGUGUCUGGAGAGCGCCCAGUGCUUUAUGACCGGUCUUUAUCAACCCAAAGACUUCUGGAUCUGGAAAAACAAUAGCGAAGUGGCCAAGAAUUGGCAGCCAAUUGCUGUCUAUACAGGCGCUGACGGGUUGUUGAGUACAUCAGCCGUAUGUCCAAAGGCUGACAGAUUGUGGACUAAUUUUAUGCAAACUAAAGAAGUAGUAAAUUAUGUUAAUAAUAAUAAAGAGUUUAUAAAGACAUUGGAGACCAAAACUGGUGAUAAAUAUUUGAGUGCAAAGCCGUCAACACUGAGACCACUUGAGUUUUUGUCGACCACUUUAAGAGUGGAAACAGAAAACGGAUUAGAAUUACCCGAUUGGGCCGACAAUCAGACACUCACGAAAUUACGGGAUCUGGAGAUUCACGCCUUUUAUUUUGAUUGGAAAGACCCGCAGAUCCAGAGAUUAAGAGCCGGUCUUCUGCUAAAAGAAAUUACUAAAAAUAUGUUGAAUAGAGCGGAUCAAGUCGUCAACGGAACUGUAAACGACAAACUAAAAAAACUGUAUAUUUAUGAGACACAUGAUGUCAUGCAAGUGGUAUUCAUGCAAGCACUGGGUGUUUAUGACUCGCCACAUGUCAACCACACGCCACCCAAAUACGGCGCUUCUCUAGUCUGGGAAUUGCAUCAAAUUGGCAAAGAUUUUGUUGUUAAACUAUUAUACUUUAAUGAUAUUAAAUUCAAUGAUAUGAAUCCUGUGUCUGUUGAAUUGAAUUUAACAAAAUGUAAUGCAAAUAGUGAUUGCAAUUUAAUUAAUUUCAUCAAAUCGGUUGAUCCGUUUAUACCUAUUAAUUGGCAACAGGAAUGUGAACUCCCCUGUAAUUACGAUACCGUAACCGUUAGCAGUGGCUCUAUGGGCGCCCCUUUCUAUACAAUGUCAACAAUUUGCUUGAUUUUGUUGGCCAUUGUAUUAACAACAUUCAUACUUUAUAAACGACAGCAAUUGUGGUCACAGUGUUGUUGUUGUGGACUAAGUCUGGAUAUGCCAUACAAGAGAAGAUACAAUCCUUUAUAA